AUGGGGAACCAGCAUUCAAAAAAAUCAAAACAACAACGAGGCUCCAAACAUUCUUCCAAAGAAAUUUCCAGUACAAGUACGGAUGAAUGUCCCCCACGAUUAACUGAUUCGAGUUUUCGUUACGUAGAUGGCCGAAAAUAUUAUCGAGACACUCCUUGUGUAUUCCCAGUUGAUAAAAGGGAAACGACACGAAAUGAAGAAAAACAAAUCAUAGCGAAACUUUUAUGGCAAAGAAAUUUCUCCGCACCAAUCGGAGAUCAUUUAAAAGCUGGAGGCUUAAAAAUACUGGACGUUGGAUGUGGUCCAGGAACAUGGAUACUCGAAAUGGCCAAAACAUAUCCAUCAUGCUCAUUCAUAGGUGUUGAUAUUUCCCAAGAUUAUCCAUUAAGUGACCUGCCGGAAAAUGUUGAAUUCAUACAAGCCAAUAUACUUGAUCGUCUACCAAUCGAAAGCAACGAGUUCGAUUUCGUGGUCAUGCAUUUUCUGAAUGGUUGUUUCACAAUACGACAAUGGGAAUCAAUAAUCAUUCCAGAA
Molecule: messenger RNA, 534 nt
Organism: Ambispora gerdemannii
Lineage: Eukaryota; Fungi; Glomeromycota; Glomeromycetes; Archaeosporales; Ambisporaceae
Source: the annotation of a GenBank genome assembly